This is a messenger RNA of Falco peregrinus (peregrine falcon), 2683 nucleotides long. RefSeq names its product cyclin C (gene CCNC). The record is from RefSeq and is a predicted model, not a curated record. NCBI's taxonomy places the organism in Eukaryota, Metazoa, Chordata, Aves, Falconiformes, Falconidae. Gene Ontology annotation, biological process: positive regulation of transcription by RNA polymerase II. The transcript has 12 exons. Gene Ontology annotation, cellular component: mediator complex; nucleus. Bases 127 to 978 code for a protein of 283 amino acids. Gene Ontology annotation, molecular function: cyclin-dependent protein serine/threonine kinase regulator activity.
GCAGCGGCGGGCGCGGGGCGGCGGCGGCCGCCUCCUUCCUGCUGCCGGCGCGGGGGCGGCAGCGCUGGCGCGGCGGGGCCGGGGCAUCGCGGGCCCGGGCGCCUCCUCCUCUCUCCUCUCCUCCCCAUGGCCGGGAACUUCUGGCAGAGCUCGCACUAUUUACAGUGGAUUUUGGAUAAACAAGAUCUAUUGAAGGAACGCCAGAAAGACUUGAAAUUUCUGACUGAAGAAGAAUAUUGGAAACUACAGAUAUUUUUUACUAAUGUUAUCCAGGCUUUAGGUGAACACCUUAAAUUAAGACAACAAGUUAUUGCCACUGCUACAGUCUACUUCAAGAGAUUCUAUGCCAGAUAUUCCCUAAAAAGUAUAGAUCCAGUAUUAAUGGCUCCUACGUGUGUGUUUUUGGCAUCCAAAGUAGAGGAAUUUGGUGUUGUUUCAAAUACAAGGUUGAUUUCUGCUGCUACUUCUGUAUUGAAAACUAGGUUUUCAUAUGCCUUUCCGAAGGAGUUUCCUUAUAGGAUGAACCAUAUACUAGAAUGUGAAUUCUAUCUCUUAGAAUUAAUGGACUGCUGUUUGAUAGUAUAUCAUCCUUAUAGACCUUUGCUCCAAUAUGUGCAAGAUAUGGGCCAAGAAGACAUGCUGCUACCUCUCGCAUGGAGGAUAGUGAAUGACACAUAUAGAACUGAUCUUUGUCUGCUGUACCCUCCUUUCAUGAUAGCUCUAGCUUGCCUACACGUAGCCUGUGUUGUCCAGCAGAAGGAUGCAAGGCAAUGGUUUGCUGAGCUAUCUGUUGAUAUGGAAAAGAUUUUAGAAAUAAUCAGGGUUAUUCUGAAGCUGUAUGAGCAGUGGAAGAACUUUGAUGAGAGGAAAGAGAUGGCUACUAUUCUUAGUAAAAUGCCUAAACCAAAACCACCUCCAAACAGUGAAGGAGAACAGGGUCCAAAUGGUAGCCAGAACUCUAGUUAUAGCCAAUCUUAAGACAUUCCAAAGAAUUCCUUUAUGGACCACUUUGACUCACUCAAGACAUCCUGGGAUCUUUCCUGUGUUCAUGAAAUGGACAGAAGGUUUUAGUAUCAUCUGUGACAAAGAACUUGAAGAAUAAAUAGCUUGUGUCAAGCAUUUUGAAAGCUUUUUCUCUAAAACCGCAUCAUUUUCUCUGACGCUGGAACAAAUGUACUAAGAUUUUUCAGUGUAAGGAAUCAAAUGUUAAACCAAGCUGAAAAAGAUUAACACUAUCCACUCAAAACAAAUAGUUCAAUAUUGGUUUUGUUUCUUUGAGAAAAUUGUAACUUGCCAUUGAAGUGAACUAUUUUUAAAGCGACAGAAACCUGAAGCCUAAGUGUAACUGUAUUAGUGACUUGUGUUGUCUUCAUUUUGUUUGUGACUGAAGGAAGAUAGUGCACUCUAUGUUAAAUCUAUUCAUUACCUUGAGUUUUGCUGAUUUUUAAAAAAUGAAUAUGGAUCUAUAACAUGUAACAGAGCAGUCUUUCAGAAACAAAUCCUAGAAGAGCAUUCAAAGAAUAUUGUUACAGUUUUAAUGAAAGCUGCAGGAAAGAAACUCAGUUUCUUUUUUUGGAUUAGAAAAAUGCUGGUUUACUCAGUAGAUGUAUUUGGAUAGUUUUGCCAUGAAGCGUAAUAGCCCAGCUUACCAGAAAAGUGCAAUAUGUACAGUGAUUCUGCAGUUUUCCUAAAACAUUUCAAUUAUUAGGAAUUUAAAAACCCCAACAUACUAGGAUUUCUUUUUUUUUGAAAGUAAAUGUACUGUAUAGUACAAUUGGAAUAUUUCAGUCAAGUACAAAUCUGGAUAUGAUUGCUAAUUUUUAUGGUGGAUUUUUUUGUACAAGAUAUACACUGUUAGUCUGCCUUCACUGUUAGUGUGAAUUUGUGUGGUUCAUUAGAGAAUCUAUUUAAGAGGAUCAAGCUUUUGGUGAGCUUCAUGCUGGCUAGUUAUUUUAAUUGUGAUGUUAAGAGCAACGCUGUAGAAUAACUGAAAUGGGAUUCCUUGGUUAACUAUGUGCUGGAGAAAAUGAGAUUCCUUCAACCAGAAGGCCAUAUCCUGUGUUUCUUACUCAGGCAGAUACCCACUGAAGUCAGGAAUUGGCCUAAAUCACAUUUCUUUAUUUUUAGUAACUUUGUUUCAAAUUAAGUUCUGUACAACUUCAUUUUGAAUGAUAAUGCUGACUUGCCCAAGUAUAAAAAUUGAAUGAUAAAAAAAUAAAGUGCAGUAACAUUUUUCAGCUUUUUUUUUUCUCUCUGAAGCAACACAUUUCACUGGUCUGAAAUACUGGAGGGAAAAUCUUAAAACCCCUUGUUUUAAGAUAUGUCUUGGUUCCAAAAACUGACCCCUUAUAAAAACCCAGUUUUUGCAAAUACUUGUCUUUGUAAUUGUCUGGUCAUUCAGUGAAAUAUAACUGAAGUGUAUGUAGCCCAUUAGGCUACUAGCAUUUAUUUCUGUUCAGGUUAUUUUCAUAAAACUGUAGGUAAACAAGCCCAAUCCACUGUGGUGAGAUAAAAGAUAUAUACAUUUUGGUCUUUGCUACUCUUGUUGCCAUUUGAUCCAUACCUUUUUAUAGACAUUUGAUUGUUGAAGUGGAAUUCGGCUAUUUGCCUUUGUUUCUUGAAGUCUAAAAUGUGCUAUUUGUAAUGUGGACUCGGGGAGUAGAAAUAAAUCAAUGCAACUUGA